Exophiala xenobiotica is the source of this 2434-nucleotide messenger RNA. RefSeq lists its product as uncharacterized. The transcript has a single exon. Gene Ontology annotation, molecular function: lipid binding. The record is from RefSeq and is a predicted model, not a curated record. Gene Ontology annotation, cellular component: ERMES complex. Gene Ontology annotation, biological process: phospholipid transport; mitochondrion organization. NCBI's taxonomy places the organism in Eukaryota, Fungi, Ascomycota, Eurotiomycetes, Chaetothyriales, Herpotrichiellaceae. The coding region runs from base 349 to 2184 and encodes 611 amino acids.
CCCAAGUCCCAAGUCCCCAUGUCCGAAGUUCUUGCAAGAUCAAGUUUGCGCCGUUCCAAUCUCGCUUCACUUACGUCGAUGUAACAAUAACAAACACGGUUUUUCCUGCAGCCAUCACGUCCUCAUUUGUUGUUUACAGGUUCACGUUCAGCCAUCACCAACUGCCGGCGCCCAUCAGACGACAAGGUCACACCACCCCUGAGCACACGCUCUUCCUGAACACGGCGAACACCGGUCAAGUCCAACGGUCUCGAGAUAUUGUUAUCCUCCGGCUCAGAACCAUGAACAAGCAGAGCGCCUGCUCGCUGCCCUAGACUUCCAGACGAUCAGAGGGCCGUCAUUUCAACAAUGGCCUUCAACUUCAACUGGUCGCCGUUGUCUACCGACGCUGGCUUCCUCCCGCGAGCGCAAGAACUCCUCACAAAUGCCCUCAACCGAGCCGAUCCCAAGCCUGCCAUCAUCGUCGAUGAUAUCGUGGUCAACGAGUUGAAUCUGGGCGACGUGCCGCCCGAGUUGGAAAUCUUGGAGAUUGGUGACCUGGCCGAGGAUAGAUUUCGGGGCACGUUCAAGAUGAUGUACAAAGGAAAUGCAUAUCUCACGCUCAAGACAAAAGUGCAAGCGAAUCCACUGAACACCUACCUCCGGACGCGCUCGGCCUUUGCAUCACCACAACCUCUGGCCGCGGACACCGGCUUGACAAUCCCUCUGCAAAUCACCCUGUCUGAGUUUCGAUUGUCUGGCUUUAUCAUCCUCGUCUUCUCCAGACAGAAAGGCUUGACCUUGGUCUUUCGCAAUGAUCCGUUGGAAUCGCUCCGCGUUUCCUCCACUUUCGACUCGAUCCCCUUCGUUGCCAACUUCUUGCAGAAAGAGAUUGAAACUCAAUUGCGUGGGCUGCUGAUGGACGAGCUGCCAGCCAUUAUCCACAGAUUGUCUCUGCGGCUGUGGGUACCUGAACACAACGCCCAGGAGGAACGUGACCUAGGCACAGCUCCGACUUCGAAAGAUGAGGUGGUGGUUGAUCCUUUAGCCAGCCCUCCUCAAGACCCUGUCGAUAGCACCGGUGCAGUCUUGACGCCAGCCGAGGUUGCGUCUCUUUCACUCGAUUCGUCGGUAGAGACUCAAUCGCUGUUUUCCAGGAAGAACUUGAUCAGACUCGCGACGUUGACGGACUCGCACCGUACUCUGUCUCUGUUUACACCCUCCAUCCGAGAUACUGUCUUCCGGGCAUGGACUGGUCCACUUGAGCGUGGAGAGAUGACAGGCUCUCAGACUCAUACACGAGCAUCAACUCCGGCUUUGUCGAGAUCGCACUCCUAUGCCGGAAGUCUUAGCACUGCCACGGCCUACACUUUCGACAGCUCACUCACACGACCUACCCUGCAGAGCUUUGCGUCUUCUGGUCAUGGGCUGAGCUUGUCCAGCGGACGCCAUGGGCAAGGACAUCGACGCAGGAGGAAGAAGCGGGUGGUGGAUCUACGAGCACACCCAGAAACAGGAGAACCAGAGUCCUUUACAGAGUCUGGUUCGAAUGCCGACACCGAAAGUGUUACAGAGAGCACUUCGACAAAUGCGCCUUCUGUCUUCUCGGCCCCUGCAGCUACAAUGUCGUCUGAUCCAACACGAGGUCUAGGUGUUGUAACGCCGCCAAUCAGUCCAGUGGUCCCCCGACGGCCAGAUAUGCCUGGAAGUGUACCACAUCGGAGCACUGCUGCUGUACGCAGUGUCAGCGAAGGAAUUCCAGGGCCUACGAUAGCUACUCAAGCUGACGAGCGCACAUUGGACGUGGAGGAGACACCCAACGUACGCGAUCCAAAUGCAACAAUUCGAGCCGGAAGCCGAAGAAUGAUUCCUACAACUUUCGACGAGGACGAAACUCCGCGAGCUUCGAUGUAUCUGCCCGGACAGGAUUCUGUACCUCCACAACGCAUGAAUGCGCCUCUCCCUAUGUCUGCUGAGAAAGACGGUUUCCAUCCCGAAGCUGGACCAUCCCGAUCACCACUUCCGAACUUCCUUCAAUUUGUGGCAGAUCCAGGUAAUGCUGGCAGUAUCGUCGAGCGGGCCUGGAUGAUGAAAAUGGCCGCUGAGAUGGCUCGCAGAUACGAAGAGGAGCGACUCAAGGGCAGCUUUGCGCCCAUGUCUCCACGCGAGGAGGAACGACCACCGCCUCCGGCCUAUGCACGAUGAUUUUCGACUUGUGGCUAUGGCGUACGCGGUUUGUGCGGGUAAUGUACCAAAAUUUUCUCACGGAUGAUGAUGCUAUGAUAUGAAUGUAAUGUCUAUAGAUGCGGCGCCUUAUGCCUCCAUUCGCAUCCAUCCUUAGAGAGUGCGCUUGGUCGUGGUCUUAAUACCAAUCUUCUCUACGAGGCGCACGUCCUUCCUAUUCUUGUGUACUGCAAUGCUCUACAUGCUAGCAUAAUACUGGCUACGAAACUGC